Mixia osmundae IAM 14324 is the source of this 1089-nucleotide messenger RNA. RefSeq lists its product as uncharacterized. The record is from RefSeq and is a predicted model, not a curated record. NCBI's taxonomy places the organism in Eukaryota, Fungi, Basidiomycota, Mixiomycetes, Mixiales, Mixiaceae. The transcript is spliced from 7 exons. Bases 1 to 1089 code for a protein of 362 amino acids.
AUGCCUAUUUCAAACGCGGAGCAAGCUUACGAGCUAGCGGAAACAGGUACCAUGGACGAUGGUCAGACAGAGGCUCAGCAGUCCCUCCUCCCACCUGGUCCAUCCAGCUCGAGGCCCUACGAUGACUUGCUCGACCCGACCGAGCGAUCACGAGUUCCCGCGUUGACCGUUGGCACGAUCUUCAUCGUCUUGACCGUCAUCAUGCUCUUCCUCAACCGAGCAGUCUUUGACCCCGAAGCGCUCGACUACCCCUACCCGUUCCUCAUGAGCUCCCUAGCGUCACUCUUUGCCCUCGCCAUUCUCGCAUGCAUCGGUCGAGUCACGCGACUGCUCGAGGGCCUACCAGCGCUGCAGCUCGGAUGGUCUCAUUUUGUACAGCUUUCGGCGCCAAUCGGCAUCUUUCAUGCUCUAGGCAUCGCCCUUGCCAGCAUCGCAUUUGCACACAUUGCGCCUGCAACAGUCCAAAUGCUAACCGCAUUCGUACCCCUCCUCGUCCUCGUUCUGACCAGUAACCUCGGUCUGCGCAACAUCUCGCGCCCAACGAUCAUCCUCGUCAUUGCAACAUGCGGCUUCGUUGGCCUCGCCAAUCUACAGCGCGGCGGCCCCUUUAACAUCUGGGCAAUGUUUGCGCUCGUCGGAUUCGUGCUCUCGAGCGCAGGCAAACUCGUCGCCGUCGAGCAGUGCUUGUCAGUUGUAUACAAUCCGGUGAUAGCUAUGUAUGUUGCGCUGCCAUCAACGCUAGUGGCGACACUGUUCUUUGUGCCAUUGCUCGAGGGGCGGGCCGCCUUUGCAGCGUUCUGGUCGCACAUCGGUCUCUUUGUACUGAUACCCUACGUAACUCUGGCUGCCCUGCACAUCGUCUCGCUUUUCUUCAUGGUGGCUUGGACGAGCGCACUCAGCACCGCCCUCUGUGCACUGGCUGUGGAGAUGAUCGUUAUGCUCUUUGGCGGUCUUUCGGGCGCGCAAAGCAGUGGCAUCCGAAUACUGGGCUACUUUGGCGCCAGCUUCGGGCUUGCCGCGUAUCUGGCCAGUCGAGGAAAAGUGGAAGAACUCCGCGAUGUUGUACUACGCAAGAGAGAUUCUCGGUAA